Messenger RNA from Colossoma macropomum (tambaqui), 646 nucleotides. Its product is annotated as alveolar macrophage chemotactic factor-like. Gene Ontology annotation, biological process: cellular response to lipopolysaccharide; inflammatory response; chemokine-mediated signaling pathway. The record is from RefSeq and is a predicted model, not a curated record. The transcript has 4 exons. Bases 101 to 418 code for a protein of 105 amino acids. Gene Ontology annotation, cellular component: extracellular region. Gene Ontology annotation, molecular function: CXCR chemokine receptor binding; chemokine activity. NCBI's taxonomy places the organism in Eukaryota, Metazoa, Chordata, Actinopteri, Characiformes, Serrasalmidae.
GGAGAGCCAUCCAAGCACUUGUGGCAGCAGUAGUCUCCUGAAGUGUAUAUCAUUUUGAAUUUGUUUAUCGAAGCUGUGAGGAACAGAUCUCUUUAAAAACAUGAACGCCACAGCUCUAGCCAUCGCUUUUUUAACUUGUGUGCUUUUGUCCAUGACAGAAGGCCGAGUUAUAAUGAUUCAGCCCAAGUGCCGUUGUCCAGCAACCACCACAAAAGAAAUCCCACUUGACAGGAUUCAGAAAAUUGUGACCAUUGCUCCUGGUCCUCACUGCAGAAAACUGCAAGUAAUUGCCACUGUGAAAAUUCAGAAGAAAGUGGUAGAUGUCUGUGUCCCCCCCAAUGGCCCGUGGGUUCAGGAUGCCAUGAAAAAGAUCGGACUGAUCAAAGACUCAAAACCUAACGAUCGUAGUUUGAUCUGAGAUGCAAGCAAAAAGAGAAGAGAAACACUUGAAAAAGAAAGGAGGACUGUUUCUUUAGUCUUAAAUAUAAUUUUUUGACCAAUCACUGUUAAAAUGUGACAUCAAUAUAGGAAACUUACAUGUUCAAGCACUUUAUAUUGUCAUGUAGUACAUAGUUUGUAUUAUUCUUUGCAUUUUGUUCAUAAUAUUUGACUUAUAUUAUUUAUAAAGUAUAUUGCAACUGCCAUA